UCGAGCAGGAGAGUUUAAGCGUGAUUGUUGUAUUUUUCCCGUCAGGUGUGUAUCGUUUCUGCGCAUUAAUAGGAGUUUUCAAUAUGGGGAAAGCGAAAACCUGAUGGAUUGUUACUAAAAACUGACGAUUGAAGGGUUUAUUAGAUGUAUUUAUCUUGUUAUUGUUGGCUAAUGGAUAGUGCUGCGUUUGGAGCAGUUAAUGGAAGUGGAUUUGCAUGCGAAACAGAAACUCAAGCAUCGUUUAAAUGAGAAUUUUACUUGCUGGAUGGCUAGUGAUGUCAUCGGCUCGAUUGUUUUCUUCGCAGUUGCAUGGAGGAAGGUGAUGGAUCAAUUCAGUUAUAGCAGUAGCAGCAGCAGUAGUGUACAAAGUGUGUGGUAGACAACAGAGCCAUUAAAAAAUAACGAUUGAGUAAGCGUUUUAUCGCAUUCGUUUUACUGCUUGUAUGAAAACUAAUUGCAAAGGUGACAGGUUGUGGAAAAAAAAAGUUUGACUGCUAAGUAGUUCCGACCAGAAGAUGUGUAAAAUGAGCAUACCAGCGAAAAGGCAUUGACCAAGUUUCCUAUAUUUAGACCAAGUGAAUCACGCACGUUUGAGAGACAGAGAGAGAAAAAACGUUUUGUUUACUGAGUUGAAUCUGCAGAAGUAUAUAAAUCAAGGUCAUUACGAUGGUCUUCGAGAGUAUUGUUGCGGACGUUUUGAACCGAUUCGUCGGCGAAUACGUCGAGAAUCUGGACAAGAAGCAGCUCAAGAUUGGCAUAUGGGGUGGCGACGUCGUGCUAAACAAUCUGAUCCUGAAGCAAAGUGCCCUGAAGGAGCUUGACCUUCCCGUCAGUACAGUAUACGGCCACCUCGGUAAACUGGUGCUGAAAAUUCCCUGGAAAAAUCUGUACAGCGCUCCGGUGGAAGCUAUCGUCGAUAAGCUUUAUCUGUUGGCCGUGCCAAACACGGACGUUCGUUAUAGCGCCGAAAAGGAGGAUAAUAAUGCGUUCGAGACCAAGAAAGCGGAGCUCGCCCGUAUUGACCAAGCGAAGAAAAACGAAGAAGAAAAGGACAAACCGGUUGCCGACAAGUCGUUCGCGGAGAAACUUACCGCACAAAUAGUGAACAAUGUACAAAUUAAAAUAUCCGAUAUUCAUGUUCGGUAUGAGGAUACAACUACGACGGGAUAUCCGUUUGCGUUUGGUGUGACGCUGAGCAAUUUGAGCGUCCACACGACCGACGAACACUGGAUGCAGACCCUCGUGUCACAAUCUGUUACGAAAAUCUACAAAGUAGCACAGCUGGAAAUGCUGUCAGUGUACAUGAACUGCAAUACCCAGCUUUUCCAGGAGCAAGAUCCGUCUAUGUACAAGACACUGUUUCAGGAAACGAUCGCUUGCAAAGGUCACAAACCGGAGGGCUAUCAUUACAUUUUCGGCCCUAUCAGUUCGGGGGCUAAGCUGGAGAUGGUACCGAAUCCAGAAUCGGAAGAAACGCCGUUCAGUUCACCGAAGAUUAAACUGAACUUGUGCAUGGAAACCCUCGGAAUCGGCAUAACGAGGGUGCAGUUCCAGAAUACCAUGCAACUAUUGGAAGCUUUCGGGCGUAUGAUGCGAGCCAUGCCGUACAGAAAGUUCAGACCGCACGGUAUUACGUACAAAAACCACUACCAACAAUGGUGGAAGUUUGCAUACACCUGCGUGUUGGAAACUGAGGUGCGGCGUCGUCGGAAAAACUGGUCCUGGGAGAAUAUGCUGCGGCAUAGAGAAAACCUUAAACGUUACGAGGAAGCGUACAAAAUACAAUUGACCAGCAAAAAGCUGACACCGGAAAUAACGGCACGAUGUGAGGGUUUGGAAAGAAUAUUGGACCUUCAUAACAUCAUCAUAAUUAGGCAAAAGAUUGAGUUGGAAGUGAAGAAGAAAGGCAAAAAACAAGAGGAAGAACAAAGGGGUGGUUGGUUUAGUUCCUGGUGGGGAGGAGGCGCCAAGAAAACGGAUGAUGACAGCAAAACUGAUAUUAAAAAACAAUUCGAAGCAGCCAUGACACCGGAAGAGAAAGCCAAAUUAUUCAAAGCAAUUGGUUAUCAGGAGAAUGAUGCUCCAACCGAGUUACCUGAAAAUUACGUCGCUCAGGUGCUGCAGUUUGAGCUCAAAUCACUGGAGGUGGCAAUAAAAUCGGAAGUUAGUUCAAGUGACUCGAUGAAUAGCCCCAGCAGGGCUCUAGAGCGGGUUAUGUUACUAGAGUUGACCAACGUCAAAUGUGGCGUACAGCAGAGACCUUCAGCUCCCGCUAUGAAGGUAUUUCUACAGAUGCAAGAACUUACUAUUUCGGGACUUCAGCAAAACGAUUCCCUUCCAACGAUCGUGCGAUCGCAACUGGAGGGAUCGAGCACUUUGCUAGAUGUUUCCUUCGAAACGAAUCCCGAGGAUAAACUUUGUGAUCAACGGGUCGUAGUGACUUCGCGUCCUCUUCAGAUUAUUUACGAUGCCGAAACUAUCAUUCAAUUGACGAAAGUUUUCAAAACACCCAAAACUGCAACGAUUUCACAGUUGACGGAUGUUGCAGCGGAGAAAUUGGUCAACAUCAAGGAGCGCUCGGCUACUGGCCUGCAGUAUGCUAUUGCUAAGCAUCCCCGCUUGGAGCUGAAUGUUGACAUCAGCCCCAGCUAUCUGAUAGUACCGAAUGGGGGAUUUUUCUGUGGUCGCGAGUCUGUUUUGGUAGUAAGUCUGGGUAAGCUUUUAGUUCAAACAGAACCACGACCCAUCAACCAGAAAGAUGUUCAUACCAUGCACGAAGAAGGAGCAAAUCAGGAGGAAAUCCUGAACGAAAUAAUCCGUCAAAGUUAUGACAAAUUCGUUCUGGAAAUUAGCGAUGUUCAAGCAAUUGUGGCGACGAUCGACGAGGAUUGGCAGGGUACGCUUCGGUGCAGCUCUGUCACCGAAAUGCACUUGCUAGAACCAACGUCUUUCCGCAUAUCUGCCCAUCUCUGUGUGAUCGAUGAUGACCCCCGGCUGGCCAAGUGUAAAAUUUUCGGCGAACUUCCUACGGUGAACAUCUGCGUCGCGGAACAAAGGGUGCUAGAAGCAUUGUCGAUUGUAACGUCCCUGCCGCUGCCGGAAAGUGAUGAAUAUCAACCGGCUCCCAUUGCCAAAGAUAGUAACGUGUUCAGUUCGAGUCUGUCAUUGCUCAAGUAUUUGGAUGAAAAACAGCAGAAAUUGACGAAAAUUCAACGUCCAGCGGAGAAUCUGAACGUCUCGGAUGCGGUGGAUGGUGAGGUCGUACAAUUUAUUGAUCUGGAGGUUCGAUUUGUUUUGAGUGAAUGCUCUAUAAUCAUUUUUAGAACUAGCGGCACUGGCAGCAGCUCUUCGGAUGUUUUUGCAACGCCAACCGAAGAGUUCUCGCAGUCUCCGCUGGAGCAAAAUUUGAUGCAGCGGAAAAGUGUGGUCUUCAAUGUGCCAUAUUCGAAUACAAAUUCGCAAAAGAUUAUGGCUUUCAAAGUGAAACAGCUGGAAAUGAAUAUGGUUCAACGGACGUACGAUUUGAAGGUCGAUCUGAAGCUGGGCGCGGUAACGUUGGAUCAAUUCCGAACACGGAACGAACAAGAACGGGUGUUGAAUGUUAUCCAGACACCGAAAUAUGACGAUAACGACGAUUAUUUGUUCACUCUGAACUAUACGAAUUGCAAGAAAAACAGCCCGGAAUUCACCACCAAGUAUGAGUCGGUAGAGCAAGAAAUCGAAAUCAAUUUCUCCACCUUAGUGCUGCUGCUGCACGAAGAAGCCCUCAACGAGCUGAUAAGGCUUGCGAAUGACUUCCAAGUGCGGAUGGAAUCGGUUAUGAGUGGGAAGAAGGAACAACAAUUGCAGCAGUAUCCGGAGCGAGAUCGCAUUGCAACGAUUCAUGGGGAGGAAAGUACGGCCACGGUUCUGCUGCAUGCCGCCCGGGAGAAGUUGCCUACCAUAUUGGAGGACGACACGGCUGAGAUUACAACGACUCCAUCGAAAGCUAAUCGAACUCGCCCAUCAAUUGUAGACAGCAUAAAAGUAAGGGUCGUGGCCAAACUGGAGGAUGUUACCGUGGAACUUCAGAACGACAAGCGUUCGAUCGCGGUUUUGGAGGUUCAAAACUUGACUUGCAGUGCCAUAAUUAAAUCUUCAUACACGGAGAUUGUUAUUUUCCUCCAGGACAUUAUUCUAACCGAUACAAAUCCUGCAACAAUUCAUACAAAGAUUCUAUCGAUAAUCGGUGACAACGCACUGAAAGUGCAAGUCGUCCUCUUUAACCUGGAGGCAACCUCCGACUACAACUCGGACGAUAUGCGCAUCGGAGUUACGAUGGGUUGCGCUAGAAUCGUGUUUCUAAAUUGGUUUGUGACUUCGAUAUUGGCAUUUUUGGAUAACUUUCAGGCAGCUCAGCAGCGAAUUAAAGAUGCCAGCGCUGCUGCGGCCGAAGCCGCUAAGAACAACGUGGUAGAGGCGUAUAGCAAGGCAACCCGGAUGAAGUUGGACAUCAAAGUGAAGGCCCCGAUAAUAGUGAUUCCGGUUGAUUCGAAAAGUUUGAAAGCGGUGGCAAUGGAUUUCGGUCACUUGAGUAUCACUAACAAUUUCCACGACAUCGCAACGGAACAUACGCAUGGUCCGGCCAUAAUCGAUGAGAUGAAAAUUGAAUUGAAGGAUAUGAAGCUCUCGAAGGUGGAAGUUUGUCCCUCGGUGGAUAGCAGCAUACCACAUUCAUCCAGAAUCGGAUCAGAGGAGAUGAUUUACGGAAUUGUACCAGAUCAGAGUGCGGUACUGAGCCCGACAAGUUUUACGCUUAUCAUGAAACGAAAUUUAUCCUCCAGUUGGUAUCGAGAUCAACCGGAUAUGGAUAUUUCAGGCCGUUUGAAAGCAGUAGAGCUCAACUUUAUUGCCACUGACUACAGCGUAAUCAUGCAAAUUCUGUCAAAAAAUAUGACAGAAGGACAGGAUGAGUUUAAGAAACUUGCGAUAAAAACGCAAAAAUCACCAACUAGCCCUCAGAUCAUUAAUUAUACUACUUCAAACGCUGACAAUUAUGCACUCGAUGGAAAAUCCAACUGGUCUACAGUAGCGAAAAAAGCCACAGCAAAACCAUUCGGAGUGGACGUCGCCGUUCUGAAGGCCAAACAAGAAACAAUCCCCAAAGAUCCGGUAAAGCAGAAGGUUGAUGUUUUCCUAAAAUUCAGUUUCCAAGUUGACAGUAUUAAUAUUAAGUUGUUCACGGCUCCCGGGGAAGGACUGGCAGCCUUCGAGAUAUUCUAUCUUUCACUGCAGGGUAACAAAUUAACCAACGGGUCCCUGAAUACUGCUGUCAUUCUGUGCGACAUUCGGUUGGACGAUAUUCGACCCAAUCGGGAGAACAUGCUGACUCGGCUGAUGGAACGACGUUCCAACAAGCACUCGAAAAUCAGUAUCGCCAGUCGGAGCGACGAUGACGAAACGAUUGCCCUGAUGGCUCCGCUUCACUCGAUGAUUGACGUCACGUUUAAUAUGGAGGAGAACGAAAUGUUCGCCGAUGUGAAGGUGUCUAGCUUUAACCUGAUAUUGUCGGUCGAUUUCUUGCUGAAACUGCAGCAGUUUCUGCAACCAGAAGAACUGGUCGAGGCGAAGGCCAUCCAGGCGGCGGAAGAACAGGCGAGACGUGAACGGAAAACAAGCACUGCGACCGCCCCUGCGGAGCGGUCCGAUCCUGGUCAGAUGAAAGUCAAUAUUAAGAUCGAGCAGCCGGAUAUUAUACUGGUGGAAAAGAUGGAUGACAUCAACUGCUAUGCGCUGAUUUUGAACAACGAAAUCUCGCUGAACGUGCGGCUGGUGGGCGAGCGACAGAUUAUCAUGGGUGAGCUGAAGGAUCUCUGCUUGUACUAUGCGGAGUUCAAUCCGGAGCGUCGUAAUGAAACGAAACACUUUGUUAUCCAUCCGUGUUCGGUUAGCUUGAACGGUUCCACUCCGGAAGGUAAGGGACUGCACCUGAGCUUGAACUUGACCAAUAUUAAGGUUAGUGUUUCGCCCGCGGUCAUCGAGCUGAUGAACAAUGCGCUAGUAACACUGACUGCCAAUGAACAGAUCAAAUUAAACGAAACUCAAGCGGCAGUUGACUAUAGUGAUUUGUGGAACAUCAAAAGCUACGAUCCAGACGACUUCUGGUUCAUCCGGCCGGAGCUUGCGGAAGACGCGCUAAGCUUAGAAUCACUGCGAACUAUUGAGAUCAAAGAGGAAAAGUGUAUGAUAGAGGUUCCUUCAAUUUCACUGAUAAUCGAAACGGGUCUUGAGACUAAUACGAUUCCGAUGUUGUUUAUUCAAACCGACAUGCGAGCGGAGGUGUCCAACUGGAGUUCGGAUAUGAAAAUAAGUAGCUCUUUACGGCUGAGUAUGUCAUACUAUAACCAGGCAUUGGCCCUAUGGGAGUACGUGAUCGAACCGAACGAGAUAGAACAUCCUAACGGAGCAGUAGAAAACGUACCAUGGGAGUUGACCUUCGAGCUAGAGGUUGACCACCAUGAGGAUCGUACACGAGAUCCAACCACUAAAAUCGCUGUCGGCUCCAAGGACAGCCUGGAGAUGACAGUAUCGAAGACCUGCCUAGAUGUGAUUCAGAAUUUGCGCAAAGCUUUUUCCGAAGCGAUUAAGCGGGAGGGUAUAGCACAAACAGAAAUUUUGGCUCCCUACACGGUGCAUAACGAUACUGGGCAGGACAUUAAGAUCAACUUCGUUGGUGGAGAUUUUACAAUCCAUUCUUCACAUCUACAAACGGAUCGAGAGAAUGAUUUUAUCGCCAUAGAGCAGUCUGGUACUGAUGACAUUAUCAGCUGCAUCGUUAUGCCGAACGGAAAACUAAACCUAGAACCAAAGGAAAAGGAUGCUGAGCUCUCCAUGAAUACUGUGAUGCAAGACAACGAAAAUAGCGUGAAGAAAAAGUUCCUUACCGUUAUCGUUGGCGAUACGGAAAAGGAGCUUUCACUUCCGGUGUACAAAGCGGACAAACGUUACUUCCCGUUGUAUCGUAAAACCGACCAGGAACCGAAAGCCAUAAUUUCGGAGGUAAAAAUUGAACACGGUUCGACAGUUGUGGUAUUACGAGGAAUUAUUCAGGUUUUCAAUCACUUCACUGCCCCACUGUUUGUUCAUCAAUUUAUCGCUCACGAGAAACAACUUGUAGGAGAAAUACGCCCAGGCGGAUUUCUAAACGUUCCACUAUACUACUUGUAUAGUGAGCCGAGGGAACUUCACUUUUCGAUGAAGGGCUAUCAUUCAUCGGCACAGGGGCUCAGCUGGAAGGAACAGCCAAACAAUCUAGAACUCAUAAAAUCUCUGCAAUGCGACCCAAUAAAAACUUUCGAGCCUUUCUAUAUUACCGCGGUUCGCGAGCGACACGAUGUGUUCCAUGAAGUCACUUCCAAGCACACCAUGCUCAGUGCAUGCUACGAAAUUCACCUGAGACCUCCGCUGACGGUGCGGAACGCGCUGCCCAUUGAUUUGACCAUAUCGGUAGCAGGCUGCUCCGUGCGAAGGGAGUUGCAGAACGAAAUUAUCACCAGUUCGGAGAGUAUUUCCACCUCCUCGACAAUCGUCGGUGAGGAUUAUCUAGACUACGGGGAGAAGUCUCUUCGACCGGGAGAAUUGUUACAUCUUCCAACGGUCAAAACAACGGCGGUAACGUCUACGGAAACGACUUAUAUCGUAGCUAGAUUGAUACAAUAUUUGGAAAAAGAUUGGUCAUGCACCACUGAGAUUCCAGCGCAGCCCCCGGAGUUUGGGGUAUGGACUUUCAAUGCAUACGAUUCAGUGGAAGUUAUGUCCCUGCAAUUGGGUGUCAAAUAUGAACAUCGUAGCGAUGGUUUGACACUCAUCGUUUACUGCCCUUUCUGGAUGCUCAACAAGACGGGUUUGAUGCUCAGCUACAGGAUACGAAGGGCACGAAUUUGCGAGAAGCUUCCGAAGAUCAGCUGUGGAACCCUUCCGGAAAAAGCUAAUGAUGAGAACACAAAUAUUCUGUACCAUCCGCCCGAAUACGAAGGGCCGAUACUGUUCUCGUUCAGGGAGAAAGUGUUCUUCGGCAAGAAGAAGGCUGCCAUCCGCGUGGAUACCGGCGAAUGGAGCGAAAAGUUUUCGCUGGAUGUUGCUGGUUCCAGUGGUGUGAUUGCGUGUCAAGCCAAUAACAUGACAUAUCAGAUUGGAGUACAUAAUACUCUGACGCACAAUUCACUAACGAAGCAGAUUGUGUUUAUGCCCUAUUAUGUGCUCAUAAAUCGAGCCGAAUUCGACGUGGAGGUACAGGAACAUCUGCGACCUGGGGACCCCUGGACUCGGGUGAAGGUGGAUGAUUGCGUGCCCCUUUGGCCCUACACGGAAGAAAACCGGAUGCUACGAGUGAAAGCCAGCGGCCAACCAGAAAUCACUGCACCAUUCAAGUAUACAGAGGUACAGUGUACCUUGUUGCAGCUGAAGAACCGUUACGGAGGAAUCAAUGUAGAUGUACACGUUACUGAGGGUGCUGUUUACAUCACCUUCACUGGGUAUCACGUGGGUGAUGCACCUGCUCUGUUGAUCAACCAUACCAAUGAGGAGUUUGCGUUCAGAGAAAAGGGAGACGUUAAUGGAAAAAUCCUCAUGCCAAAUCAGUUGGUGCUGCACACAUGGAUUAACCCUGCCGGUGAGCGAACAAUCGUCUGGGACAGCGGCUCUAAAUUGGUUCUGAUUGAGAAUGACUUGCGAAAGGAUGAAAUAAGUGAGUUCAAAUCGCCUACCGAUAAGGACAUUUAUUGGGUUUCAUUUCUAAACGGGACUCAGCGGGUUCUGCUGGUCACCGAUAAUGCCAACAUUGCUUACGGUGUGAACAGUGCUAGCCGUCUGGAUCAGGUGACACAGGAAAUCAAGCUCGAAAUUCACGGAGUUGGUUUAUCGCUGGUGAAUAAUAUGAAACCGUGCGACCUGAUGUACAUUGGCAUUGCCAGCUCCGGGGUCAUUUGGGAAGAAUGUAAGCGUUCCGGUCGCUUCAAACAGAUGAAAAUACAAGAAACGCUAAACAUGGAAAACAUGUAUCAACAAUAUAUGCGCGACAUCGAAAUUGGAGCGUCGUCCAAUAGAAAGUACUUUCUGGAAGGGGAAAAGCGCGUUGAGGUAGAUUUCAACAACUUCAUUAUACGGAAAUCAACAGAUCGUGAGAUCAAGCGCACUUUCUAUCCGGGUCUGUGGUUCGAAAUAAAAUCAUCCUCCCAUCAGAUGCAGUUCCACGCGAAAAUCAACCGAAUUCAAAUUGACAAUCAGCUGUCGGACUGUAUAUUCCCCGUAGUCCUGGCGCCAAUUCCUCCACCGAGAAGUGUAGCCGCUACGACGGAGUUUAAGCCGUUCAUUGAGAUGAGUAUGGUACAGCGAAUCAUUCCGCACUCGAAUGUUAAACAGUUCAAAUAUCUGAGAGUAUUGAUGCAAGAAUUUCACGUCAAAGUGGAUCUACUUUUUAUCAACGAAAUUUUCGAGAUGAUUAGCAAUGAAAUAACCGAAGCAGAAGCGAAACUACUUUUCACCGAGGAUUUAAAGGUUCAAACGCAGCCACUACACGCGCACGUUGCCAUCCAAUCGCAGGUGGAGGUUAAGAACUUCUACGAUAAUCUUCACCUAGGUCCCCUCAAGAUCCACGUCAGCUUCUCGAUGGCUGGUUCGGAAUCGAAAGCACUACCGGGAAUUCUCUCCACCAUUUUGCAGGGAGUCGGUGUUACGCUGACCGACAUCAACGGUGUCGUCUUUCGGUUAGCCUUUUUCGAGCGUGAAUUUCAGUUCCUGACCCAGCGACAGCUGGUAUCGGAGUGCGUUACGCACUACAGCGGACAAGCGGUCAAGCAGCUGUACGUGCUAGUGCUCGGUCUGGAUGUCAUUGGAAAUCCGUACGGGCUUGUGGUUGGAUUCACGAAAGGUGUCGAGGAUUUGUUCUAUGAACCAUUCCAGGGAGCCAUUCAGGGACCGGGAGAAUUUGCUGAAGGUUUAGUGCUGGGAGUGAGAUCACUGUUUGGUCACACUGUGGGCGGUGCAGCAGGAGCGGUUUCAAAGAUUACUGGUGCCAUGGGUAAAGGUCUAGCUGCUUUGACUUUCGAUGAUGAUUACCAGAAAAAGCGACGCGAUGCGUUGAACAAAAAACCAGCCUCUCUGCAAGAAGGAAUCGCCCGCAGUGGCAAAGGGCUGGUGAUGGGUGUAUUCGAUGGUGUUACGGGAGUUUUCACUAAACCAAUAAGUGGUGCCAAAGAGGAAGGUUUUGAAGGAUUCUUUAAAGGGUUAGGAAAGGGAGCGGUUGGGUUGGUAGCACGUCCGAUAGCAGGUGUGACCGACUUUGCCAGUGGAAGCUUUGAUGCAGUAAAACGGGCCACUGAACUCUCCGAUGAAGCAAUGCGGCUGAGGGCUCCCCGCUUUCUCCACAAAGAUGGAAUCGUUAGACCGUACAAUAGAAGAGAAGCGGAAGGAAAUAAAUUGUUGAAGGAUAUUGAUAAGGGUAAAUUUGCCGUAACGGACACUUUUGUUUAUUACGAGACUGUUGACAAUAAAGAUGUAGUAGUUCUAACCGACUGUCGAAUCAUCUAUGCAGUCAAGAGUGACUUAUUUGGUGGAUGGCAGUGCGAGUGGUCUCAUCGUUGGGUAGAAGUUCUCAGCAUAUCUAUUCUAAACGACGGAGUGGAAAUUCUGCUUCGCAGCAAGGACAGUAAAUCUGCGCUGAGAAAAAUGUUCAGCUCAAACGCAAAUCAGAAGAAGAUUCUUUUGCUCUCGGUGGCAUAUAAACGAAUUCGCCUGGCGGAAAUGAUGGACCGAUUGCGGAUGAAGGCUGAAUGAUAGUAGCUCAUUAGUGCACCGUUCGAUAUAUGCUUUAGCCAUCUAGAAUAUCACAGAGUCAUUUAUUCGUCUGACGGCAGUGUUAGAUCGCCAUCAAUUACCAUUGCAUUAGCUUAUAAUUAGUUAGCUGGCAGUACUGUACUGUGCUGCUUCCAAAUUAAAGGAAUGGUGAUAUUUAUUCCGAAUAUCAGAGUUAUAAUAUAGGGUAUGUUCUUGUUAUAUGUAGCUAUUCAUAUAUUACCGUCCGGUGAGACUGGUUGCUUUUUGAAAGUACAUAAAAGUACACUAAUAAUAAGUGUAGCCAGAACAUAAUGUUGGUUUUACGUCACGUAGACCAUCAAACUGAGUUAGAACACAAUCAUAAGAGACCAAUUCUAGAACCACUAACCAACGCAGGAUGGAAUUUUAAACGACAGAAUAUCUGUGAAAAGCAACCGGAAGCAAUCUCUUUUCUAUACAUGCUAAAAUAGCGUACGUAUCUUUUUAGCUUGAAAUCAAUAGGAACACGGGAAACCGAACGCAAAUCGAUUCAAUCGGCAAUAUUAACCAGUUGUCUUUAUGGACAAACUUAAACACACACUUUCCACGAAUAUUUACACCAUUUUUCUUUUCGAGCGAAGGUUGCAGCCUGUAUAAUAAAUGUAUUAAACUAG
Messenger RNA from Wyeomyia smithii (pitcher-plant mosquito), 11465 nucleotides. RefSeq names its product intermembrane lipid transfer protein Vps13 (gene Vps13). The coding region runs from base 667 to 10812 and encodes 3381 amino acids. The record is from RefSeq and is a predicted model, not a curated record. Gene Ontology annotation, biological process: protein targeting to vacuole; protein retention in Golgi apparatus. Gene Ontology annotation, cellular component: extrinsic component of membrane. The transcript is spliced from 26 exons. Lineage: Eukaryota; Metazoa; Arthropoda; Insecta; Diptera; Culicidae.